Messenger RNA from Saccharomycopsis crataegensis, 660 nucleotides. RefSeq names its product hypoxanthine phosphoribosyltransferase (gene HPT1). The record is from RefSeq and is a predicted model, not a curated record. Gene Ontology annotation, molecular function: hypoxanthine phosphoribosyltransferase activity. Lineage: Eukaryota; Fungi; Ascomycota; Saccharomycetes; Ascoideales; Saccharomycopsidaceae. The coding region runs from base 1 to 660 and encodes 219 amino acids. The transcript has a single exon. Gene Ontology annotation, biological process: hypoxanthine metabolic process; IMP salvage; GMP salvage. Gene Ontology annotation, cellular component: cytoplasm.
AUGUCUACUGAAGAAGUCAAGGCCACUGUUGUACCUUACGAUGAGGUCGAGGCCACCAAAGUCUACAUUUCCUAUAACAACGUUCAUCAGUUAUGUCAAGAAGCUUCUGCCAAGAUCAAGGAAUUCAAGCCAGAUUUGAUUAUCGCCAUUGGUGGUGGUGGUUUCAUUCCUGCUAGAAUGUUGAGAUCCUUCCUUAAGGAACCAGGCAUGCCAACAACCAGAGUUUAUGCUAUCAUUUUGUCACUAUAUGAAGACUUGAACUCUGUGUCCACCCAAAACGAAAAACUCGGUGCUGAGGUUGUUAGAACUCAGUGGAUUGAUUACGAAAAAUCAGGCAUCGACUUGAUUGGUAAGAGAGUUUUGAUUGUUGAUGAAGUUGAUGAUACCAGAACCACCUUGCACUAUACUGUUUCCGAAUUGAAAAAGGACGUAAUUUCCCAGUGUCAGGCUAAAGGUGGUAACCCAGAAGACACCAAACUCGGUAUCUUUGUGCUUCACGAUAAAUUGAAGCCAAAGAAGGCCGACUUGCCAAAGGAUGUCACCUAUAUUGCGGCUAGACAACUUCCAGACUACUGGAUCGCAUACCCAUGGGAGAGCACGGAUAUUGUCACCCAUACUAGAAAGGCUAUUGAACAAGGAAAUGACGUGUUUUUGCCUUAG